CUCUGCCUUGCUCAUUUACUGUAAAAGCUUCCUCUGAGUUGAAAGUCGCCUCCACAUUCACUUUCCCCUGCUCCCCCUCCUCUCACUGAUUUCUUGGAAACGGCUGCUGUUCUGCGACACAGAGCCACAGUAUAUCUCAGCCUCAAGCUUGAUGCCUCACUUUUGGUGACUUUGGUCUCAACGCAGAGAACCUCCACACUGAAGGAAACACCACAGUUGUUUAAAAGACUCAGACUCUUCUUCACGGCCUGAACCUGGAGCUGGACAUGAGGGAGGAGCACCACGCCGACGGAGGACAAGAGCCGCGCCCUGCGGAGAUGAGGAUAGUGUUGCUGGGGAAGACCGGCACUGGGAAGAGUGCCACGGGGAAUUCCAUUCUGGGAAGACAAUGCUUUGAGUCAAAGUUCAGCUCAGCAUCUCUAACCCAGAGCUGCUCCAGAGCAGAAGGAGAGGUGGAUGGACAAGCGCUGGCUGUCAUCGACACCCCCGGUAUCUUUGGCACGAGGUGUGAUGGUCGAGCCACCAUGGGUCGCUGCAUAUCCUGCGCCGCACCCGGACCUCACAUCUUCCUGGUGGUCAUCAGUCUCGGACGGUUCACUGCUGAAGAGCAGCAGACGCUUCAGAUGAUUCAGAAGAUGCUUGGGCCGGCAGCUGACAGGUACAGCAUGGUGCUCUUCACCAGCGGAGACCUGCUGGAGGGAAGCUUCCAGGAGUUCCUGAGCGAAAGCCCAGAGCUUCAGGAGCUCGUGUCCAGAUGUAACGGCGAGUACCAGGUCUUCAACAACAAGUCCCCAGAUCGCUCCCAGGUCACUCAGCUGCUGCAGAAGAUCCACAGAAUCGUGCAGAAGAACGGAGGAAGCCACUACACCAAUGAGAUGUUCCAGGAGGCGGAGAGAGUGAACCAAGAGGAGAGAGAGCGCGUCGCCAGAGAGAAGGAAGAGAGCAGUCGUCUGGAGAGAGAGCAGAUGGAGAGAGGGGUUCAGCAGGAGUUGGAUGAAAAGAUGGAGCAGACACGGGUCGAGCAGGAGCGAGUGAGACAAGCUCAGGGGCGGGAGGGAAAGGAGAUGCAGGAGAGGUUGGAGAGAGAGCUGAGGGAGGAGAGGGAGAAGAUCGAAGAGGAGCGGAGAAGAGAGCGGAUGAAUGCAGAGCAGGAGCUGGAGAGAAUGAAGAAAGAUCUCGUAGCAGAACGUAACCAAGCGUUGCGGGAUGAGAGGGACCGACUGAUGCGCCAGGCUGAGUCAGAGCAGCGGGCCCAGCAGAAGUGCUGCAAGUGUGUGGUUUCCUGACUUCACUGUCGCAGACUUGUUGUCAAUAAAUAUCUCAAAAUGAUUCCUGUGGUGUUUUGCUCGCAAAAAUACCAUCUAUUCA
Messenger RNA from Synchiropus splendidus (mandarinfish), 1368 nucleotides. Its product is annotated as GTPase IMAP family member 4-like. The transcript has 4 exons. Gene Ontology annotation, molecular function: GTP binding. The coding region runs from base 267 to 1286 and encodes 339 amino acids. The record is from RefSeq and is a predicted model, not a curated record. NCBI's taxonomy places the organism in Eukaryota, Metazoa, Chordata, Actinopteri, Syngnathiformes, Callionymidae.